This is a messenger RNA of Symbiodinium sp. CCMP2456, 4086 nucleotides long. Lineage: Eukaryota; Dinophyceae; Suessiales; Symbiodiniaceae. The record is from the annotation of a GenBank genome assembly.
AUGGAAGCUGCCGUGGAAGCUGCCUCCAUCGUCAGUGCAGUUGUGCCGAUUUAUCGACGAACACAGGAUCUGGAAACGAUUCCGGGUGAGACUUGGUGGCAGCUGGCUUUCGAAAUUCCUGGAAUCGGUUCCAACAAGCCGUGGCACUUGUCCCUCAGAGCCGGGCGGGUGCGGGCUCCUCAGGUCCCUGCCUCUGUCAAGACAACAUACAAGUCUGCAGAGUGUAGGCAGCGACAAAGAAAGACGCGAUACGGUUUGCGUGCGAUCGCGUGGCGGAUGUCCGAAGCUACGGCAGAGGAGCCGAACGUCGCAGGUGGCCCUGCAGGCCUGGCGGCAGCGAUCCGAGCGAAGCAGGUGGCGCAGGCGGCGGGACAGGAGCUCAGCGCCCGGUCUGUGUUGUUGAGAAGGGCCAGGAUCCCAGCGGAAGAUCAAUUUCUCCCUGCAAGAGCACUUGCAGUGCCAGUGCCUCCCUCCGCCGAGGUGCUGAAAUCGGGGCACACAUUCUCUCCGGCAACGUCUUCGAGCCACGAGCUCUUCAGGAGCUUGGCAAGUGCCAUCUGGGCGGCAAAGGGGCCCUGGAACCUCCAGCACUCGGAUGUGCCGAAGCUGAAAUGUGCGCGGCGCAUUCAACAGGAGCUCUUCCCAGACUGGAAGGAUCGAGGAGCGCCAUUGGACACGCCGGUGACCAGUGAUUCGUUCUACUGGUUUCUUGAUCGCAGCCUGAGACUGGAGAUGACCGGGGCGGCAGUGCUUCCCAACGGGAAGCACGCGGUGCCCAUGCCUGGCCCCCUUCUGCACAUAGCGCCGGAGAUGCGGCAGAAGGGCAACUACGUGAUCUCCUUGGGGCAGCUGUGCCGGUGGCUCUCAGAGCAGGCGGAGGAGGUGGGCGUCGAGAUUUAUGCAGGCUUUGCUGCAGAUGCCCCCGUCUUCGUGGAUGGUGCCCUUGCUGGCGUACAGCUACGGGACGUGGGCAUCGGCAAGGACGGCAAGGAGAAGGACACCUUUGAAGCAGGCAUGCAUCUGCUUGGCAAGCAGACCAUCCUUGCCGAAGGCUGUCGGGGCUCCUUGAGCGAGAUGCUGAUGAAGCAGUACAACCUUAGAGAAGGUGUAUCCCCACAGCACUAUGGCCUCGGUGUGAAAGAGGUCUGGGAGAUCCGCCCAGAGAACCACCGCGCAGGAACGGUAACGCACACGGUUGGUUGGCCGCUGGACAUGUGGAGCUAUGGUGGCUCUUUCAUCUAUCACAUGAAGCCAAACCUGCUCCACAUAGGUAUGGUGGUUGGCCUCGAUUAUGCCAACCCCUACAUGAGCCCCUACCAGGAGUUUCAGCGCUUCAAGCAGCAUCCUCGAGUCCAGGCCCUUCUCGAGGGCGGCACCUGCCUCUCCUACGGCGCGCGCUGCCUUAACGAGGGCGGGGCCCAAGCGGUGCCCAAGCUCACCUUCCCUGGAGGGAUGCUCACAGGCUGCAGCGCUGGGUUCCUGAAUGUGCCAAAGAUCAAAGGCAGCCACACAGCGAUGAAGACGGGGAUGCUGGCGGGAGCUGCUGCCGCAGAGGCGGUGCUGGGAGGCAGUGCUUCUGGCCAAGAGGUGAAAAAGUACGAAGCGGACGUCCGUUCGUCGUGGGUUUGGGACGAGCUGAUGCGGGUCCGGAACUUCAAGCCAGCCUGGCAUGCUGGGAUGUGGCCAGGGCUGAGCUACGGCGGCAUGACACUGAUCAACCCCUUUCUGUUCUUUGUAUUCUCUGUCCUGGUUGAGGAGCCCUGGACUUUCCGGUGGUCGAAGAAAGACAGCGACUACACGAAGCCAGCAGCUGACUGCCAGAAGAUUGAGUAUCCAAAGCCGGAUGGCGUGUUCUCCUUCGAUCUGCUGGAAAACCUAGCUCGAAGUGGGGUCAACCAUGAGCACGACCAGCCUGCGCACCUCAAAGUGAAAGACGAGCACGCGCAAGUGCCCCUGGGAGUCUCCCUGCCGCUCUAUGAUGGGCCCGAGGGGCGUUUUUGCCCUGCGAAGGUCUACGAGUAUGUGCCAGAUGAGGAGGCAGAAGGAAAAAUGAAAUUGCAGAUCAAUGCGCAGAACUGCGAGUUCAUCAACUGGACCGUUCCUGAAGGUGAACUUUAUCUCAGCCUUCCUGGUGGCCUUGGUGUCAUUGUCGACGAGGAACGGAAGGCAUAUGCAGUGGGGCUGAAGCGUCAGGAGCACCUGGCAGCUCGGGACCCGCACCGGAGGUCUUUGAUGCAGACAGGUUCAGUGAACACGGCUUUUCCGUCGAGCUUCAGUUGGCUGCGGGAGAGGCCACAGUGUCUGGACUACGUGCACAACCAGGGCGACUGCGGAGCCUGCUACAUGUUUGCCGCUUUGGACUCCCUGUCGGAUCGCCACUGCAUCGACGCAACCAACGCUUCACGACUUGGCAAAGUGGAUCAUCUGUCUGUGCAGAUGGCCUUGCUCUGCGAGCCUUUAGGCCGCCAGUGUUCAGGCGGCUGGGCAGACGUGGGCUUCAACUACUCUGUGUAUUUUGGCCUGCAGACGGCUUCGAAGUGGCCCUACGAGCGGAGCUGCCUCUCAGACUCCGAGUGUCAGUUCGGAAAGCAGUGCUUCUCCCCCUCGAGCUAUGGAUGUCCAAGCUUCUUCUCGCAGGAAGAGCUGGACGGAAUUGCCACAUUCAGCGAUGCUUUGCGAGUGACGAAGCACAAGUGCGAGACUUCGCAGCUUGAAGAUCCUGAUAGCUGCAAGGUUUGGGCAGACACCAUGUUUGCCAUGUCGCCAACAAUGGUCUUCAUGCCAGAGAGCUGCUUCUGCGCAGAGCUCGUGGCGGACUGGGAGACGCGGCUCACCCAAGACCAAGAAGAGAGGUUCCAUGCCAGCAAGAACGCACCCUGCAGCAGCGAGCCAAGCGGCGAAGCGGCUGAGCAUCGCCGCGAGGACGAUGAUGACGAUGAGGAGAACAGUGGGUGUCCCGCCAAGUUUGCGAUUUUGGAUGAGGCUUCUGACGGACAUGGAUUGAAUCUUGGCAGGUUCAAUUUCUUCCAUUGGCUUUCCAGCCUCUUCUUUGGAAGUCCGGAGGAGGAGCAGUACCACUACAUCGUCAACCAGAAGGAUGUUUUCAAAAUGGAGAUCUACAACGAUGGCCCUUUCUACACCAGCUACUAUGUCUAUGAGGACUUUACCUGGUUCUUCCAGUUCUGGCCUGAGCAUGGCUACAACUAUCAGUGGGGUGCCAUGCAGGGUGGCCAUGCGGUCGUCCUCAUCGGCUGGGAAAGCUUGAUGGCAAACUUGAAGAUGAGCUUUGCAAGGAUGAGCGCCCUCGAGCCGCCACCUGGCCUUGCUCCUCCUCCAGGCCUCGUGCCAAUGUUUCCAGAGGCGGAUCAAGCUGCUGGGCAUCGUGAGGACAUUGUUGCAGCUCCAAUUCCGGCGGGCUUGAUCUGCCGGUCGGACACAUCACCUCUCGACGAGAAAGCGAUCGUGAAGUGUGACUCGUUCAAGGGAAGUGAUGACGCCUCCGAAAGUGAGGUAACAAGGACUCCGUCUGUGGAGUCGCACAGAUCCCGCGACUCUACGUUCGACGAGAUUUUGAUUGCGCCGAGCAUCGGAUCAUUUGGACACCCCGAGAUGUGCAGCCGCCCAUGCGUGUACUUCACUUGGGGUCCAUGUCCGAAGGCAGCCUAUUGUGGAUUCUGUCAUUUGGCUCAUCGCGAGCCUAUUGGCAAGUUGGACAAAAGGCAGCGGAAGAUCUUCCAGAAGCUGGGUGAGGCUGAAAUGAUUGAGUUGCUCCUUCCUCACAUGCUGGAGCGGUCGAAGCGGUUUCAAUCAGCAGAUGAUGCCAACGAGGUGUUGGACGUUCUUGCACGGAGGCUGCAAGAUCUCGCGCCAACUGGGGAUGCAAUUCAAUCGAUCACCACCCGGAAGGUCGACAAGUUGGGCUACGUCCUGAAGCAAAUGCCGUUCCACGCGUUGGCGAGUCUGAUCUUCGCUCGCAGCGACUUCGACACGGACUUCCUGGACGAUCUGACCCUGGCGACAGCCCGACUUCGUGCCAAGCUGCCUGCGGCCACCAGCAACGACGGGUCCUCUCUGCACUGGUUCUGA